Molecule: messenger RNA, 537 nt
Organism: Sordaria macrospora k-hell
Lineage: Eukaryota; Fungi; Ascomycota; Sordariomycetes; Sordariales; Sordariaceae
Source: the annotation of a RefSeq genome assembly
AUGGACACACCCCAAAACCCCCGAACGGCAGUUGCUACCAUGGCCAGCGCUCUUGAGCGCCGCAACAACAUCAUCUCGGCCGUCCAAAGCUCAUAUGGUUUCAGCAACGACCGCAUUAGAUCCACAAUCACCAAGAUCAUCAUCCCAGAGACCGUCGGUGUAUGUCGCAAAUGGAUUUUCCAAGUCAAAAGAAGUGGCGAAGGUGGGCUUCUGAAGUCCGGGUUAAACCUCAAUCUUGUCACCGACUUCUCGCAGAUGAUCAAGUGGUGGGUUGAUUACAACCUGUGGGCACAUUUCUUUUGCCAAUACAUUCACCAGCCGCAGUUUGAAGAGCUUGAGAAUCUCGAUCCCGAGUUUUUGGUUUUCCUCGAGUCGGAGGAAAUAGCGAUGCUUGCGACCAAAGCUAUCGACGAAGAGAGGACGACACCGGAGGGCAGCAAACACGAGGAGAGCUCGCAGAGGGACGAGACAAUCCGUCUGACGGGAGAAAGUCAACAGGAUGUCGAUCCUGGCUUGUUGUCACACGGACAUUGCCCA